Scleropages formosus (Asian bonytongue) is the source of this 982-nucleotide messenger RNA. RefSeq lists its product as uncharacterized. Lineage: Eukaryota; Metazoa; Chordata; Actinopteri; Osteoglossiformes; Osteoglossidae. The record is from RefSeq and is a predicted model, not a curated record. The transcript has 6 exons. Bases 79 to 732 code for a protein of 217 amino acids.
UAAAAGUCACAGGCAGUAAAACGCAUUUCUGUGUGGAAACUGAAGAGUUGACCCAUCUUGUACGGGGGAACCAGAAAGAUGGACUAUCUUUACCAUAUUCCAGGACUACUUCUCCUUGUUAUUCUGGCAGAAGUUCAGGAAAGUCACAACUCAACCAUCAUUCCAUCGACAAAACCAAUCAAGUCAACUACUUGCACAAAUUCACCAUUCAGCAUUGACAGGACAAUGUUUUUUUCUGCCACCAUAGGCUUUCUCAUCAUUAUAAUCAUAGUGCUUGUUGCCAUUUUACUCAGAAGAAAACUUGCAGAGCAUACUGGCAUUACAUCCAAUUCCCUUAAAGAGGGGAACAAUAUACAGAUGAUGUACAUGAAAAGCGUAGAGUCUCCUUCAGAAGAAGAUGCUGCCUGCAGCCUCCCCGCAGAAGGCAGCAGGACUGAGCAUGAUGAUGAUUCAAGUGACGACUCUUCAUCCACCAGUUCAGAAAGCUCAGGCGCUUCUGUGGAUCUCCCAUUUAAGGAUGAUUACGUAAACCUAUCCCAGGGUGGGAUAGGGGCAUGCCCCACCAGUUUACUUGGAGUUCAAGACUACGUGAAUGUUGUGCCCAGGCACUCCAGUGAUAGUAUGGACAAGGACGACGAUGAUGCACCAAAAGACACUGCAACAUCUGUCGAAAGUGAUAGUGAGGACAGCGAGGAUAACGAACUCAACUAUACAACAGUUGUUUUCAACUAAGACAAAAGGGCCAAGUGUUUACAUACAUUUCCCAAAGCUUCACAGGUCACACACUGAAAGAACUUGGCCCUUAUGUAUACUGGGUGCAUUUCGUUCAUGGCAGUCUUACAAAGCCUGCAAGAAAGAUAUGGUCUGCAUUUCUUUUUCUGAAGAAUUUAAGUACCUCAAAAAUGUCUGUAAGUGAUAGCCAUAAGAAAAGGUAACAAACUUGAAUACAUGCAUUUUGUACAGAGUAUGAGAUGAUGACAUC